AUGUCCGCCACACUCCCAAAGAUCAAUUUUAUCACGGGAAAUAAGAACAAGCUUGCUGAAGCUACGGCAAUCCUGGGUGAUAUGGUGCGGCUUUCAAAUCAGAAUAUUGAGAGCUCUGAGAUUCAGGGUUCUCUUGAAGAAAUUGCGCGAGAUAAAUGUCAAAAAGCAGCUAUAGCAGUCAACGGUCCUGUCUUGACAGAGGACAGUGCCCUUGAAUUUAGGGCGCUCAAAGGUUUACCUGGGCCAUAUAUAAAAUGGUUCUACUCUGCUCUAGGAAAUGAUGGUUUAUGCGAUUUACUUGCAGCCUACGAGGAUAAAGUAGCUACCGCCGUGUGCACAUUCGCCUUCUCUCCCGGCCCAGGAAUCGAGCCUCUGCUUUUCCAGGGAUAUACCCAAGGCAAGAUUGUUCCUAAAAGAGGCGAUGGUGGUUUUGCUUUUGACCCUAUCUUCGAAGUCCAAGGCCAAACGUAUGCGGAAAUGAGUUUUGCACAUAAAAAUACAGUUUCUGAGAGAUUCAAAGCUCUAGAGAAAGUGAAGGAUUGGCUAAAGAGCACAAUAUAA
This is a messenger RNA of Penicillium vulpinum, 561 nucleotides long. RefSeq names its product non-canonical purine NTP pyrophosphatase. Lineage: Eukaryota; Fungi; Ascomycota; Eurotiomycetes; Eurotiales; Aspergillaceae. Gene Ontology annotation, molecular function: nucleoside triphosphate diphosphatase activity. The record is from RefSeq and is a predicted model, not a curated record. Bases 1 to 561 code for a protein of 186 amino acids. Gene Ontology annotation, cellular component: cytoplasm. The transcript has 5 exons. Gene Ontology annotation, biological process: nucleoside triphosphate catabolic process.